Molecule: messenger RNA, 4060 nt
Organism: Danaus plexippus (monarch butterfly)
Lineage: Eukaryota; Metazoa; Arthropoda; Insecta; Lepidoptera; Nymphalidae
Product: focadhesin
Exons: 19
Coding region: 99-3656 (1185 amino acids)
Biological process (GO): regulation of post-transcriptional gene silencing
Source: RefSeq, a predicted model, not a curated record
GUUGACUUACUGUGUCUGUCAAAUUUUAAUAACAGAUGUUACUUUGGGCCGGUGUGGUUUGAAAAUAUCGACUAAAAUAAAUUUUGUAGAUAAUCAUAAUGGAUGAAAUAGAAUAUAAGUUAAACACCAACAACAGCGUCCUUAUAGUCAACGCUAUAGAUAAGUUGAUAUUGACAAUUAAAUCUAAGUUUAAACCUGGUGAACGUCAGAAAUUCGUGUUAGAAAAUGAAGAGUUGAAGUUUUUGAGAGAGAAAUGUUCUUCAAAAGACAACAUGGUGAGCCUGACCGCCUGCCAAGGCUUACUGGCAUUGGUGGAGUUAGGAGUAUUGGAAAUUGCACACACAAUGUCGACCGUAGUAACGCUUAUCCCGAGCACACACAACUACUCAGCAAUAAUAUCAACAAUGGCCGGGCUGCUCAUAUUGGAUCUGAAGUCUCGGCUCAUUCCUGGCCAGCCAUACAAAUGCCAGUUUUCAAUGCGUUCCCCUCAACACCCCUUCAUCACUAUACUUCAGAAGAACAAAGAUAUAGAAGACAAUGUUAUAGCACAGAUGCAUGCUCUGUGUACACAUCCUGAAUAUAUUGUUGCAUCAAACAGUCUGGAGCUCCUUCGGCCGGUGUUUCUCUGGCUGACAUGCAGUCCUCAAGCCAGCAACAGCAUCAAACCUUGGCAAUUACUGAUCAGUCUACCAGAAUCGGCCGCUCAAAUCAACCUCUUAGUGGCCUGCCUUAGUUGUCAACAGAUACGUGAUGCGCCGUCCUGUGAGCGAUCGUUCAGUGUAUAUCGCUGUGUGAGUGAGGGGCUGCGGUCCCGGCCGGAGCUGGGAGCCGCUCUGUUGGCCGUUAUUGCGCGCACCAGCGGUGAGCUGAUGAUACACGGUAUGGACCCUCGACCUUGUUAUUCUCUCGUGGAGCGUGUGCUGAGCGAGGGCGGGCGGUCGGCGGUCGCGGGGCUUGUGAUCAUGAUGCUGGGCGGAAAUCUGGUUCACACAUCCGCCCUGUAUCUACAUGAGUUGUUCCAUUUAUGCUUGAACAUAAUCACCAAAUACGAGUUCUCGACUCUGUGUCUGAACUCAUUCGUAGCUCUGUCGCUGCAGUGGCUCCACCUACCGUCGUAUUUGACCAACAACGCUCUCAAAGUGUCAUCGAAAAUAUUGGAAAUCCAUCAAAGCAUGAAUCGUCCGGACUCGGGGCUGUUCAUGGCGAAUAUGAAAAACAACGCUGUCUUCCAAGAGAUGGUCCACGUGGACCGGAAGCUGUACAUACAUUACAAACUGCUGGACACCUGGGAACGACUGAGAGACGAGCCUGACAGGCUGAGCAAGUGGUUCGACGGUCUGAUGCGGUGCGAUGACCGCCUCAAGGUCGAGCUGAUGCCCUUCAUCGCCGGCCUGGCUCUGGACGGGACGGGAGACGAGCGCCUGGUGCUGGCGGCGCUCCAGGGCCUCAUACAACUCGUGGGCUUCAAGAAGGAAGUGUCCGUCACACUACUGCCCAUACUGUUGUACAAAAUAGCCAACGACCCCCGAGCCAAGGUCAAGCUGGAGUGCCUGAGAGGUCUACCGCUAAUGGCUACCACCAAGGAGAACGUCCCAGCGCUGGUGUCGAUCUUCAACAAGCUGAAGAACAGGAAAGGAGUCCCGACCUCGCAGCUCAUCAUGAUGUACACCAGCCUGGCCGAGACCCAGGUGCGCUGCUUCCCUUACUUACAAGAGUUGUUGUCGGACUCGUCGCUGCACCCGCACGACCUCAAGUGGGAGGUGGACAUCGCCAAGGCGCUGGCCGUGCGGCGGAUCUGUGAGAUCCGGCCGUCCAGUCACGGUCUGGAGUUGGUUCCCGUGGUGUCGUCGCUCCUGAACCGCUGGGAGCGUUCCAGCGCGGGGCCGGUGUCGCUCGCGUUGGAGGCGCUCCGGCACCUGUGGCAAGGGGCGGCGGUGGCGCCCCCCGGCACGUGGCGCGCGCUCCAGCCGCGACUGGCCAAGGAUAACAGGAUACAAGUUCAGAUCAGCCUGUGUAAUCUGCUGGCGGAGGCGCCCGCUCUGCGCGUGUCGUCCGCGGAGUACGGCGAGCUGCUGCAGCAGACGGCCGCUCGUCUUUGGCUCUUCAUAUCCGACUCGGACCAGCCGGCCGUGAUCGGGGCGGCGUGUCGCGCGCUCGCCGGCUAUAAGAUAGAAGAUUACACGCUCAAGGACAUCCCCGAGGUUUAUCGGCGCACGGUGAAGCUGCCUCCGUCGUAUUGCAAGACGCCUUCAGACGCCGCGAGGAAGCCCGAAGACGUCCUGGACUAUUUGCCAUGUGAAGUCUGGCCGGAGGUGUUUAAAUACACGAACCAAUCGGCUCUACACUGUGUACAACACCUGGUGUCCAAGUUGAUAGGGCGGGAGAUUCGAGGGUACCGCAGCGGGGUCUAUCACGAGCGGGAGGGGGGCAAGGAGGGGGCGGGCCUCAGUGUCAGCAGCGUAUUGAGAGGGGUCGUGGAGGGACUUAGGAAACAGAUGGUGAGCCCGACGUACGAUUACUCGGACGCCGUCCUCCUGGCGAUGUUGGAGACCUUGUCCUCGGAGUUUCCUAAGCCCCUGCCGCCAUUCGACCUCACGUUCCUUCACGAGGGUCUGCACCGCGGGGCUCCGAUGCGGGCUCGCGUCGUCAAAUUGGCCGCCCGUCAAGCCAGUACCGCAGUGUCAGCCAAAAGACUGAUUGAAAACUUCCUAUCUGCAAUCGACCCUGGGAAUUGUGAGGAAUCAGACAUUUUAUUGUUCUUCGAAUAUCUUCCUAUCUUGUGUCGCACGAUGCCCCCGAACCAUCUCCGGCCUCCGCUCGAGAGAUGUCUGAGCGACUCUUUCUCGAGGGUCAGGGUCAAAGGUCAGGAGGAGACGUUCAUAAAGCAGUUGAACUACAUCAAGGAGUGCCUCGACUGCGACAAGAUCCACGACGCCAACAGGACCCUGCUGUCACAGCUGGUCGAGAGCUACUUCACUGUUAUAGAUGAGGACCACGUGGCGUGGUCCGCGUACCUGGCGGCGUGCUCGUCGCUGGUGGUGAGCUCGGUGGAGCGCAUGUCGUCUCCGAGCUCGUGGUGGGAGGUGUCGGGCGCGCUGCUGAGGAAGGCCAGCGUGCUCCGCGCGAGGUUGGCCGCCAACAGACUCGUCUGGAUCAACGAGAUCGUGGACACCGCCGCGGGCCACGUCACGGAGCAGGAGUUCACGUUGCGAUGUUUCCUACCCGCGCUACAGGCUACGGACGUCGAUGCGACAAACACCCGCGAGUGGUUCCUGCAAUUGAUGGCUCGCACUCAGGUCGCCUUCAAAGAGACGGAGGAGGAGUCAGCCAGGUUAUACCUGUGCGACGUGUUCUUCCUGAGCGUGGUAGUGUUCAGUGGUCUGUGGACCCUGGAGGCGGACGGCGAGGCGCUGGUCGCCGACAGGGACGCCAGGCUGGGGCUCGCUCCCGCCGCCCUCGGCCUGCUCGUGGACAGGGACGGCUGGACGGACUACACCGCACAGUUGUUGGAGUGGUUGUGCCACACGCGCUCCGCGACCCGCCACGCCGGCGUGUCCCGCUGCUGCAGGCGCUCCGUGCUCGCCCUGAGGCACACGAGAGCCUUCCACGAGCACGCGGUCUUGAUGAAGCUAUGGAACGACGUACAGGCCGAGUAGCGUGUGUGUGUGUGUGUGUGUGUCACACCGCAGCCUGGCAACAUUUACACCGCUUUCCAAACAUCACACUAAUGCAGACAGGGCAUUUUAAAAGCCAUGUUCAAUAAUUCUAAGCGUGUGAUCUCACACGACAUACAUAAUAAUGCGAAUAAACACACAUCAAUAUAUAUAUAUGGCUGUUUUGUAUGUUUUAGAGGAAUAUAAACAACAACUAAUAUCAUUAUAACUUUUUACUUCAACAGAGAGCAAAAUUUUGACAAGCUCGAUGUUUGCUGCGAAGAUUGAGAUUAGGCGUCGGUGCACCUCCCGAGUGAGGGCAGGCGGCCGCCGGCCCGGGACCGGCCGUACUGAAUGUACCGCAGAUUGUUUAUCAAAUAAAUGAUUAUGUACUGGAGUUGUGAUAA